Molecule: messenger RNA, 3095 nt
Organism: Lathyrus oleraceus (garden pea)
Lineage: Eukaryota; Viridiplantae; Streptophyta; Magnoliopsida; Fabales; Fabaceae
Exons: 3
Coding region: 337-2586 (749 amino acids)
Molecular function (GO): protein binding; zinc ion binding
Source: RefSeq, a predicted model, not a curated record
UCAUUCCCUUUCUCUUUCGUCGUUUUUCUGUUCCAAGAGUUUUAACUUCUUUUUCCCCUCAUCAAAAUCACUGAUUUCUUCUAUGGGCAGUGUUUUUUUUCUAUUAAAAAUUGAAUUUUUACGACAAUUUUGAAUCAAGCUUAUAUUUUUUUGUUCUGUGAAUUUCAAUUGUAUGAUUUGACACUGAAUGAAACGGUAGGAUUUUGAGCAUUUUGCAAUUAUGGGUUCAGAAUGUCACUGAUAUUUGACUUCUGACAGUCACAUUUUAUCACUACUAGUACCAUUUUUUUUUCUUCUUUAAACAAUUAAGCAAACGUUACCACUUCUUGAUAGGCCAUGGCUACAGUUAAAAAGAAAGUGAUAGCUAUAUGUCAAUCAGGAGGUGAGUUUGUGAGCAAUACAGAUGGAUCAUUGUCAUACAAUGGAGGUGAUGCUUAUGCAAUUGACAUUGAUCAGGACACUAUUUUGUCUGAUUUCAAGUCUGAAAUUGCUGAAAUGUUUAACUGCAAUGUGGACACCAUGAGCAUCAAGUACUUUCUUCCGGGCAAUAAGAGAACACUCAUUACGGUUUCCAAAGACAAGGAUUUACAACGCAUGGUUAGUUUUCUUGGAGAUGCUACCACUGUUGAUGUGUUUGUGUUAACUGAGGAAGUUGCGGCUCGAAACACUUCCAACAUGCCUGCUAGUAGGUCAAGUAGGACAACUGUGUCAGAAGCUGUUGUUCCUGAUGUUCUCCCUAUUAAUAUAGCAGCUGUUGAUGCAGCCCAAUCCAUUGAACAAGUUGAGAUAGAUGUAGCUAAUGAAGCCCCUGCUCAAUCUCUUUGUUCUGGGGCCAAUGAUGAUAAGCCUCAUAGAGCAGCACAGCAGUGGGAAAAUACCAUCACUGGUGUCGACCAAAGGUUUAAUAGUUUUAGUGAAUUCCGAGAGGCAUUGCAUAAAUACUCUAUUGCGCAUGGUUUUGCUUACAGAUAUAAAAAAAACGAUAGUCAUCGUGUCACGGUCAAAUGUAAAUCUCAGGGCUGUCCCUGGAGAAUAUAUGCAUCGAAGUUGUCUACCACUCAGUUGAUUUGCAUCAAGAAAAUGAACAGAAAUCAUACUUGUGAAGGAUCAGCUGUCAAAGCUGGGUAUCGUGCAACUAGAGGUUGGGUGGGAAGUAUUAUAAAAGAGAAAUUGAAAGCUUCACCCAAUUACAAGCCAAAGGAUAUUGCAGAUGACAUAAAGCGCGAGUAUGGGAUACAGUUAAAUUAUUCUCAAGCAUGGCGUGCAAAAGAAAUUGCUAGAGAACAACUUCAAGGCUCCUAUAAAGAAGCAUAUACUCAAUUGCCAUUCUUCUGUGAGAAGAUAAAAGAGACAAAUCCAGGUAGUUUUGCAACAUUCACGACGAAAGAGGACUCAAGUUUCCAUCGUCUUUUUGUAUCAUUCCAUGCCUCAUUAACUGGUUUCCUGCAAGCCUGCCGCCCUCUCAUUUUCCUUGACAGAACUCCUUUGAACUCAAAGUAUCAAGGAGAAUUAUUAGCUGCAAUUUCUGUCGAUGGAAAUGAUGGCAUUUUUCCUGUAGCCUUUGCUGUUGUAGAUGCCGAAACUGAAGACAACUGGCAUUGGUUUCUGCAGGAGCUGAAAUCAGCUUUAUCAACAUCUGAGCAGAUUACAUUUGUUUCAGAUUUUCAGAAUGGGCUAAAAAAGUCAUUGUCUGAAAUAUUUGAAAACUGCUACCAUGGCUAUUGUUUACGUCACCUUGCUGACAAACUGAACAGAGACUUGAAGGGGCAAUUCUCUCAUGAAGCCAGACGUUUCAUGGUUAAUGAUUUUUAUGCCGCUGCAUACGCAUCCAAACCAGAAGUUUUUGAACGUAGUAUUGAGAAUAUAAAAGGUAUUUCUCCUGAAGCCUACAACUGGGUCAUACAAAGUGAGCCAGAGCACUGGUCCAAUGCAUUCUUCAAUGGAACUAGGUAUAAUCAUAUGACAUCAAAUUUCGGACAGCAAUUUUACAGUUGGGUCUCAGAGGCGCACGAGUUGCCAAUUACUCAAAUGAUUGAUGUAUUACGAGGUAAUAUGAUGGAAACAUUUAGCAUGCGACGCGAGGAGUCUAAUCAAUGGAUAACAAAAUUGACACCUUCCAAGGAGGAAAUGAUCCAAAAGGAAGCGUCAGAUGCUCGCUCACUACAAGUGUUGCUCUCACAAGGUACCACAUUUGAGGUCUGUGGAGAAUCUGUUGAAAUGGUCGAUAUUGAUAAUUGGGAUUGUAGCUGCAGGAGAUGGAAACUUAAUGGCCUUCCUUGCUGCCAUGCUAUUGCUGUCUUUGACUGUGUUGGUAGGGACCUAUAUGAUUAUUGUUCCAGAUACUUCACAGUUGAGAAUUACAGAUUAACAUAUGCAGAAUCAAUUCACGCUCUUCCGGAUAUUGACAGACCAGUCCAGGUUGAACCGGAUAUGACAGUUACCAUAGUAACCCCUCCACCAACUAAGCGGCCUCCUGGCCGGCCAAAAACAAAGCAGGUUGAAUCGAUAGACAUAAUUAAACGUCAGCUUCAAUGUGGCAAAUGCAAAGGGCUUGGCCACAAUCGGAAGACGUGCAAACUUCCCUAGUUUUGCAGCAUAGGAAUUUUGAAUAAAGCAAGAUGCAAAUAUUUUCACAUGAUAGAGAAUGGCAAUGGAGAGUGGUUAUAUGGAUCUGGUUUGAGUCUCCAAAUUCACAGGCUUCCUGUCUAGAGUUUAGUCAGUUUCUUUUUUCUUGUUUUACUCUCGAUCAAUUGUUAUCUGGCAGAGAACAAAUUACUUCAAUUUAGAUAGAACCAAAACCAUGUGUUUUUCUGGGUGGAGUUUGGUCAUUGCCAUUGUCUAAUAAUUUAAAUUUAUUGAUUUGAUGGAGUAGUGUUUGGGGGAGCCAUUUUUAGUAUUCAAAGUUGUACAAUUCUUCUUGACAUCAUGACUGGUGGGAGAUAUCUUUAGCUACAAGCAAGAGCUUUUUGAAUGAUAUGUAUUUAGAGAUAUUUUCAUGAUAGUAGUUUAAGAUUAAUUUCUCCUUAUUGGAGACAAAUGUAGAUUUGUUUUUAGCCCAAACAAGUAAUGUAUCUUUACGUGCUUUUGCUUAUCAA